This is a messenger RNA of Pediculus humanus corporis (human body louse), 582 nucleotides long. RefSeq lists its product as uncharacterized. The record is from RefSeq and is a predicted model, not a curated record. The coding region runs from base 1 to 582 and encodes 193 amino acids. The transcript has 4 exons. NCBI's taxonomy places the organism in Eukaryota, Metazoa, Arthropoda, Insecta, Psocodea, Pediculidae.
AUGGCAGGUUAUUACGGAUGGAAUAUCACUAACACGCAGGAUUUGAUUGAAAGUGAGGGAGAAUGUAUUAGUAUGCCGGUACCUUAUGUAUCUGAAGAAGAAAAUUCAUCAGAUGAAAAUUCAAAUUCAAGUGUAAACCCUUCCGUUAAGGGAUAUUAUUGGUGUGUUAGCACGGGUGACAUACCACCACAAGCAGUUAAAUCAGGUUUAGAUAAGGAUGGUGGUGAUAUAUAUAUAGGUCGUGCUAUACACGAAGGUGAAUUACAUCCAGCAAAAAUAAUACCAAAUCAUGGUUGUGCCUAUAUUGCCUAUAACGGAGAAGAAGUUAGAAAAGACGAUUAUGAGAUAUUGUGUCGUGGAAGUUGUACUGUGAUUUGGCAAGAAUGUAGAGAUGGUAUGAUACCGUAUAAUGCAGUGGCUGGAGGAUGUACGUCAGAUAAUGAAAAAUUAUACAUAGGAAGAGUUUUUCACGAUGGUACACACACACCUGGAAAAAUACAUCCGAGUCAUAAUACCUGUUACGUACCAUACGGUGGUGAAGAAUUAUCAUUUUCCAAUUACGAAGCAUUAGUUCUUCAAUAA